GGCGGGGCGGGCUCUGGAGGCCGCUCGGGGGCUCCGGCAGCAACCCAAAGAAGACGCUGGGCUUCUAGCGAUUGCAGACGGGCAGUUCUAUGGCCAGAUCUAGAUUCUGAGAAGUCUUCUCACCCUGGAAUUGCUCAAUGCUAAAAUCAUUCAGGAGAAUAUUAAAGAAUCUGCAAGCACAAUGGAUGGCUUUUAUGAUCAGCAAGUCCCCUUCAUGGUCUCUGGGAAACCUUGCACUGAAGAGUGUCGAGGGAGGCCAGUGAAUGAUAGGAAACGGAAGUUUCAGGACACUGACCUGGCUCAUGAUUCUGAAGAAUUGUUUCAGGACCUUAGCCAGCUUCAGGAGGCUUGGUUAGCUGAAGCCCAAGUUCCCGAUGACGAACAGUUUGUCCCAGAUUUCCCAUCCGAUAACUUGGUACUUCAUGCACCACCUCCAGCAAAGAUCAAGAGGGAACUCCACAGCCCUUCUUCUGAGCUGUCUACCUGUAGCCAUGAACAGGUGCAUUGUACUCAUUAUGGAGAAAAGUGCCUCUACAACUACUGUGCCUAUGAUAGGAAGCCCCCCAAUGGGUUCAAGCCAUUAACUCCACCUACCACCCCUGCAUCACCUGCACUCCAGAGCACCUCCCUUCCACCUCCACCACUGCCUGCAGCACCUGUGCAGACUCCCACUCAUGUUGCCACUGUGGCAGGCCCUUUGCAAGGAGCUCCGCCUCCUCCAGCCCCCUCUCAUGCUCUUCAGGAACCAAGGCAGCAGCAGACCUUUGCUGUUCCUCGACCACCUCAUCAGUCCCUUCAGAUGCCAAAGAUGAUGCCUGAAAACCAGUAUCCAGCAGAACACAGAUUUCAGAGACAAAUGUCUGAACCUUGCCACCCCUAUCCUCAGCCGGGGCUUUCUGGAGACAAUCGCCCCAUCUACCAUAGGCAAAUGUCAGAGCCUAUUGUCCCUGCUGCUGCCCAUCCUCCUCAGGGAUUCAAGCAAGAGUACCAUGACCCCCUCUAUGACCAUGGAGUCCCAGGCGUCCCUGGCCCACCCAGGCAUGGAUUCCAGUCUCCCAUGGGAAUCAAGCAAGAGCCUAGGGAUUACUGCAUUGACUCAGAAGUGCCUAAUUGCCAGUCGGCAUAUGUGAGAGGAGGAGGUGGCUAUUUCCCCAACAACCAUGAUGGGUUCUCAUAUGAGAAGGAUGCCCGGUUGUACUUUGAUGAUACCUGUGUUGUACCAGAAAGAUUGGAAGGCAAAGUGAAGCAAGAACCCACAGUGUAUCGUGAAGGGCCUCCUUACCAGAGACGAGGAUCACUCCAGCUGUGGCAGUUCCUGGUCACUCUCCUGGAUGAUCCAGCCAAUGCCCAUUUCAUUGCUUGGACUGGCAGAGGCAUGGAGUUCAAGCUGAUUGAACCUGAAGAGGUAGCUCGUCGGUGGGGAAUCCAAAAAAACCGGCCUGCAAUGAACUAUGACAAGCUCAGCCGCUCCCUUCGCUACUACUAUGAAAAAGGCAUCAUGCAAAAGGUGGCCGGAGAGCGGUAUGUCUACAAGUUUGUUUGUGAUCCUGAUGCCCUUUUCUCCAUGGCCUUCCCUGACAAUCAGCGCCCAUUCUUGAAAGCUGAACCAGACUGCCAUGUGAAUGAAGAUGACACCUUACCUCUGACGCAUUUUGAAGAUAACUCUGCAUACCUCCUAGACUUGGAUCGCUGCAGCAACCUUCCCUAUGCAGAGGGCUUUGCUUACUGACUUGUAAAGCAGCAGAAUUCUGAAUGAGACACUCCUGAUCCAACCAAUAAGGGCAAUUUUUUGUAAAGAAAAAAAUUCUGCUGUUCAUAAAACUGCUCUUUGCAAAUAUUAUCAGAAGAGCCUAAAAUACUUCAAGGCCCUCUGUGUGAAGACCGACAAUAGCAUGGCUAGUGAGUAGGACCUCCAAUUGCUGAUCACAUUGGGUGCAACCAUGAAGAGAGAUUGGGAAGGGGGUGUCUUCUAUGCCCAGUUGAUAGGAACAGCUGAGAUAUAUGUGCCCAUGGGACUUGAAUAGACUGUGUAUGACUAGCAAUUUGUUAAGAAAAUGUGCUCUGUUACAAUCACAAUUCUUGUAUCUACCUUGCAUAAUAGAAAAGGGCUUUGAUUUGCAGAUGAAAAGAGGAACCAAUGCAGUGUAAAACCUUGUGACUGGGCUAGCUCAGCCCUCUGGGUUCUCAGUGCACAGCUCUUUGGUCUGGGGAAGCCUUUCUUAGUAUGCUGUAAACAACCCAACUUAAAGGACAGCACUUAAGCACCACCUCCCUAAGAGCCCAGCAAGUCCUUGGCCACCCUCUCUUUAACAAGGCUGUGCAUGGAUGGUUUGCUUUUAGGGUAAAGGGGGGCUUGGCCAAACUCUUUUUAUGUUGUGGGGCAACAUUUCUAACCAGAUAUUUGUAGGUUUUGUAUCUGUGGCAAGUCCACCUACUGGCCGAGUUGCUGCUUUCUUGCCUCUGGCAGUGCUGUUGCAAAGGGUACUGCCACUUGGGUGGAGCUUCUUUGGCCCAAUGUGUGUGUAUCUGCUUUGCGCUUUUCCUGCACUGGAUCCUGCCUGGACACUUUGCACAUCAUGCUGUGCAUUUGGAGUAUGCGUCUGUGCAGCAGCGAAGCGCACGCUGCUUGGCUUUUUCUGUGUCAGGGAACUGUAUGUAUAUAAUACAUGGCAGUCCCCACUGUUGAAUAUCCCCAGGUAUGACAGUUCUGACUUUAUGACUCCAUUGCCACACUACAGUUGCCAAGUCCCCCUGGUCACCAGUGGGGGAAUGGGGGACAGAGUUGCCAGAUCCAGGCUGGAAAACUCCUGGAGAGUGGGAGAUGGAGGCUGGAAAGGACAGGGACCUCAGUGGGGUACAAUACCAUAGAGUCCACUCUCCAAAAUGGCCAUUUUCUCCUGGGGAACUGUAGUCUGGAGGGUGAGCUAUAUUUCCACGGAAUCCCCAGGUCCCACCUGGAGGCUGGCAUCCCUAUGCCAUACUACUGCUUAAUUGACUUUUCUUGUCCUCUUUGAGCUUGUAAACAAGGAAGAAAGAGACGUGUUUUUUAGCUUAAUUUGUAAGUCACAUUUCCUUCUUUGAGAUGCUUCAUGCAAACCACAUAUUUUAAGAGGAUUUUUUUAAAGAAAGAAAAAGAUUACAAUUUGAUUUUGUGAAAAUGCAGAGAGGAAGGCGGCCAGAGCUACUCAGUAUAUAUAAAGCUUCUCUGGAUCCUUCAGGAGUUCUCUCUCUCUCUCCGUCUCUCGUUUUUGUGAGCCUCUUGGCACACUCCUGUAUAAUGCUUUACCCACAAUGCAUCCUUCCCCUGCGGGCUCCGUGUUUUGUUGUAAAUGCUGUAUAGGAUUUCUUUUUCUGCUUUGAUAACUUUGUUUGGAUUUUUGACUAACUUCACUUUUUUUAAGGAAAAAAGUAUGAAUAUGAAGAUUAACUCUUUGUAGACGACUCAGCAACUCUCCCCAAAAUGUAUCCAAUGACCCAAGAGGGCCUAUCAGAAAGCACAUAUUGACAGCAAACUCUGCUGUGGCUCCCAGCAUGUCCCAGGGCUUCACCUGGGGUUUGCUUCUUUUUGUUUUUGAAUUUGGCAUGGGAAGUCUAUAGUGCAGAAAGGGUUAAUCUGAGGAUUGAUGUGAAAUGACUAUUGCCUGAGCAGGGCUAUAAUAAUAUAUCUCCUGCAAAGCUGCAUUACAUUCUGUACUGUGUACAAUAAAGGAUUUUUGCUUUCUGUUCA
Messenger RNA from Sphaerodactylus townsendi, 3727 nucleotides. It is a transcript of the gene ETV5, whose product is annotated as ETS variant transcription factor 5. Lineage: Eukaryota; Metazoa; Chordata; Lepidosauria; Squamata; Sphaerodactylidae. Gene Ontology annotation, molecular function: DNA-binding transcription factor activity, RNA polymerase II-specific; sequence-specific DNA binding. The coding region runs from base 182 to 1729 and encodes 515 amino acids. The transcript is spliced from 13 exons. Gene Ontology annotation, cellular component: nucleus. Gene Ontology annotation, biological process: regulation of transcription by RNA polymerase II; cell differentiation. The record is from RefSeq and is a predicted model, not a curated record.